Molecule: messenger RNA, 2763 nt
Organism: Talaromyces stipitatus ATCC 10500
Lineage: Eukaryota; Fungi; Ascomycota; Eurotiomycetes; Eurotiales; Trichocomaceae
Product: ankyrin repeat-containing protein, putative
Exons: 5
Coding region: 1-2763 (920 amino acids)
Biological process (GO): transmembrane transport; metal ion transport
Cellular component (GO): membrane
Molecular function (GO): metal ion transmembrane transporter activity; protein binding
Source: RefSeq, a predicted model, not a curated record
AUGGAUAUUCAGGAAGAAACCAUUCGCCUGAACUCAAGGGGCGUAUCUGAGCUUCUUCGCUCAGGCGCAGAUGUCAAUGCUAAGGGUGGUGAAUAUGGAAGUGCGAUUCAGGCUGCGGGGCACCUAGGACGCGACGUGAUCCUUGAGUUGUUAUUGGAAGGCCGUGCCGACAUCAACAGCAGCAAUGUCGGAACAAGAAAUCCACAUGGACGAACACCACUGUCAUUAGCUGCGGGGAGCGGUCACAGUUCUGUUGUGCGACAGCUUCUUGCGAUAGAUGGUAUCGAUGCUGACUCAACUGAUGACAAUGGUAGAACACCAUUAUCGUGGGCUGCAGGGAGUGGAGAGAGCUUAGGUUCGAUAGAACUUUUGCUUGAAAGGUCCGAUGUCCACCCGGAUUUCGAAGACCUUGAUGGUAGAACUCCGCUGUCUUGGGCCGCAGGAAAUGAGAAGGGUAUGGUAGUAGAAUUACUUCUUAAGAGACCCAAUAUCAACCCUGAUGCCAAAGACAAGUAUGGAAGGACACCAUUAUCUUGGGCCUCAGGAAACUUUCAUGCUGGCCCAGUGAACAGGCUACUGGAGAGAGAAGAUGUGAACCCUAAUUCCCAGGAUAGUUAUGGCAAGACUCCCUUGUCAUGGGCUGCAGAAAAUGGCCAAUAUCUGGUUGUCGAGUCACUUCUCAAAAACCACAAUAUCAAUUCCGAUUCUAUGGAUGAUCAUGGCAUGACUCCGUUGUCGUGGGCGGCAAUGAAGGGACAUAGCGAAGUAGUGCAAUUGCUACUAAAGAGGGCGGAUGUCAAUCCAAAUUCGAUCAACAAGGAUGGGAUACCGCUGAUCUGGUUGGCAGCGGAGAAGGGUCGUUAUGAAGUGAUGGAAAUACUUCUGCAAAAUGAGAAAAUUGAUCUUAACUAUGCAACUUUGGAUUCUCGAACAUUGCUGUCAAAAGCAGCAGAAAAUGGGACUGAUAGAGUGGUAAAACUUCUCUUGGCAAAAGAAGGGUUAAGUGCCGAUUCCCCAGACAUUAAUGGCAGGACAGCAUUAUCCUGGGCGGCUGGGAGUGGCCACAGUGCUGUCGUAGAGCUUCUCCUCAGAAGAUCGAAUGUCCGUCCAGACUCCAAGGAUGAGUUUAAUCGGACGCCGCUAUUGUGGGCAGCAAUGAAUGGUCACAACACUGUUGUCGAGAUACUACUGACAAGGGAGGGGGUUAACCUUAACUUUACGGAUGCUUGUGGCCGAACGCCGUUGUUGUGGGCUAUGCACAAUGGGCACCAUAGAGUCAUCCGCUCGCUUAUUAGCAGGGACAUGGUCACACUGCAUGGUCUAGUUCGGGACGGAGAUCUGAUAAUGGCAGAGCGUCUUCUUGAUUGUGGAUAUGAUGUCGAUCGUUGCGACGCCAGCCGUCAGACUGCACUCCGCCUGGCCUUUCAGCUCAAAAACCGUGAGACCAUCGACUUUUUACUCCGAUACGGCGCGCAGACAAAAGGCAUCAGGGCGAGCGAUUGGCUUGCUGCGUAUGGGCGACCACGAACGGAUAUCAUACACCUUGAGGAAGACACUUAUGCAAAGCAGUGGGUUAACUUUAUUUCAAAAGACAAAGCGGAAAGCACCGGGCACUCUGCAAAUCCUAAUCCACAACUGAUUGUAUAUCCGGACUACAAGUAUUGGCCAAAGAAGCUGCUAUCCGAUGAAAUGAAGCAAAUAAGGCCGAACGAGUUACAAAUCUUAUAUGAGAACAUUAAUGGCUCCCCCAAGGUGUGUGUUUCGUUGUGGUUUCCUGCUGGUCAAAGCCAAAUCCGACAGCAUUGUUUCGAUAUGCCUGACUGGGGCAAAUCAAGAAUAUCAUGGACAAUACAAUCACCUGCAAGUCCACAUAGCCGUCCUUGGAAAUCGCUGAAUUAUUUCAGCACAUUACGAAAUGCCUGGAUUCCACAGGGCGGUGCCGACUUUCUCUUACAAUUUAUCCAGCAUAUGGAAAGUAGAUGGUCAAGGGUAUGUGAUACCGCCGACGAAUAUUUGAAAAGAUCACGUCUCGACCAACUCCGUUCAGAAGGGAGAAAGCCUGAACUGAUGCGUCGACUUGCAAAGGAUGCACAAAAGUGGACUGAGCUUCGCUCCAUACUUCAAAACCAGGCAGAUGUCGCUCAGAACUUCAUUGUGGAAUACUGUGAACGUUAUAAUGCAAAUCACGUCCCAGAUGAACUACAGCAGUCGGUGGAUGAGCUCAAGGUUAAGAUCGGCCACCGAAUCAGUCAUUUAGAUCAAACUAUCCGUGAUCUUCUUCAAUUCGAAUUUGCCUGGGCCUCAAUCAAUGAGAGCAGGGUCUCAACGAGGUUGGGUCAAAAUGUUAUGUUAUUUACAUAUGUCAGCAUCUUCUACUUGCCACUAGCGUUUUGCGCGGCGAUUUGGGCCAUCCCCAAUAUCACAGAAUCGGAUACCCGGAAUCCUUUCAUCAUCACUUCAGUGAUUGUUGGAUUUGUUACAUUGUUUAUAUCCUUCAAUCUUGACAACAUUGCUGGGCUCGUUCAAAAAUUGUAUCGCUACUGGAGAAAGAGACUAGUGCAAGACAUGGAGAACGAUAAUCAUUAUUGGAGGGAAAGAGGAGAAGAGCUUGGUGCUGAUGGUCCUAGCAGCUCGCCGACGCCUUCAGACUGGUUAUUACUCGGGUAUUUGAUCCACAGGCUGGUAGAUAAAUCCCAGGGUAUUUUGUUCAGAAGGAAACGGACCGAAGACUCACAGAAGAUGGACAACGAAAGUUCGUGUUGA